Molecule: messenger RNA, 384 nt
Organism: Echinops telfairi (small Madagascar hedgehog)
Lineage: Eukaryota; Metazoa; Chordata; Mammalia; Afrosoricida; Tenrecidae
Product: 60S ribosomal protein L29-like
Exons: 1
Coding region: 1-384 (127 amino acids)
Source: RefSeq, a predicted model, not a curated record
AUGGGCUUCACCAAGAAACACAACAAGAAGGGCCUGCAGAAAAUGCAGGCCAACAAUGCCAAGGCCACAGCUGCUCGAGCCGAGGUCAUCAAGGAUCUUGUGCAGACCAUGGAGGUCAAGGCUAAGAUCCCAAUGGGCGUCAACCGCAAGCUUAGCCGACUAGCCUACACUGCCCACCCCAACCUUGGCAAGUGGGCUCGGGCACGUAUUGCCAAGGGCCUGAGGCUCUGCGGUCCAAGACCAAGGCACAAAGCAAGGCUGAGGCUUCAUCCAAGGUGUCGACUCCAGCAAGACUCCCAAAGGCGCCUGGCCCCAGCUCCAGUUCCCAAAGGUGAGCAGGCCCCAGCUCAAGCUCCCAAUGGUACCCAGGCUCCCACAAAGUAG